Molecule: messenger RNA, 576 nt
Organism: Dovyalis caffra
Lineage: Eukaryota; Viridiplantae; Streptophyta; Magnoliopsida; Malpighiales; Salicaceae
Source: the annotation of a GenBank genome assembly
AUGGAAAAUGCAGCUACCAUCCUGGAUAAGACUGACAAACCCAUCACAGUGGAUCCUGAAGGAAGAAGGGCCAAUGCAUUUGAUUAUGGAUCAGGUUUUGUUGAUCCUACAAGGGUCCUUGAUCCUGGCCUCAUCUAUGAUGCACAACCGAUAGAUUAUAGAGCUUUUCUCUGUUCAAUUGGUUAUGAUGAGAAGUCACUACGUCUGGUCACAAGAGAUAAUAGCACAUGUAGUCAGACAUUCAAAACUGCUUCCAGCCUGAAUUAUCCUUCUAUCACUGUUCCAAAUCUUAAAGACAACUUCUCAGUGACUCGAACCGUGACAAAUGUCGGGAAACCAAGAAGUGUUUAUAAAGCUGUUGUGUCUAAUCUGGUGGGAAUCAAUGUUACUGUUGUGCCAAAGGAACUAAUCUUUAACAGCUCCGGCCAGAAAAUCAAAUUCACAGUGAAUUUCAAGGUGGUUGCUCCAGCAAAGGGCUAUGCAUUUGGUUUUUUGACGUGGAAGAGUGAGGAUGCACGGGUCACCAGCCCCCUAGUUGUCCGGGCUGCACCCUCCUCCUUGGGGUUAAUGAGAUAA